Molecule: messenger RNA, 1824 nt
Organism: Metarhizium album ARSEF 1941
Lineage: Eukaryota; Fungi; Ascomycota; Sordariomycetes; Hypocreales; Clavicipitaceae
Product: WD40 repeat-like-containing domain protein
Exons: 9
Coding region: 1-1824 (607 amino acids)
Biological process (GO): carbon catabolite repression of transcription
Cellular component (GO): cell tip; cell division site; nucleus
Molecular function (GO): protein binding
Source: RefSeq, a predicted model, not a curated record
AUGUUUGUUCUACCGCCGCCGCCCCGAUAUCCCAUCGGUGGUCCGUACACGGCAACCGGCAUCACAGGCAUCGUGCCCAUGAUUGAGACGAAUAAUACCAUUUCCAACCCUUACGGACCCGAGUGGCAGUUUCUGGUGGGAGAAGGCACCUACGUCCUCAAGGAAGACCUGCACCUUGCAACACCACCGCCACAUCCAUCCGAGGCCCCCAUCGUCAAUCCAAACCCCUUAGCUACCAAUCCGCAACCUGCAUCGGCGGGCACAAAAAUGACGCUCGUCCGUAUUCAGUCCCGGCCGCCACCGUUCUUCUACAGAGGACCAUCUGCCACAACCUUGUCGCUGGGUAAAACUAGUUCGCGGGAACAGUCUGGAGAUGGUAGAUACUCCACCGAAGGCGGACUGAGCAGCGAAGAUGGCCGGGGAACAUCUACGAGCGACGGGCCAAAUUCUGUGACUCUUGGCUUCACCCCAGCAUUCGGCGAGGGAAAUUCGUUGCUCGUGCCGUCGCAAACAAAAGACGUAAACAAGCGAAAGAAGCCAAAGAACAAUGUGACCAAGAGUAAUUCAUCCUUUAUUUCGAGAGUCAUUGUCAAUGAGAGCUUAUCGAGAAGAAUGUCGGACAGACCCAGCGACGGCAUUUUUGCGUUUGCAAACAUCAACCGUGCUUUCCAAUGGCUGGAUUUGUCUUCACCAAACAAGCAAGACUAUUUCACCAAGAUUUUGUUCACCAAGGCGCAUUGUCUGUGCCAUGACGUGAAUAUGGUGACCAAAGGAGCCUCGCAUAUCGACGUGAUUAUGGGUUUCUCAACCGGGGAAAUCAUAUGGUGGGAGCCAAUUUCACAGAGAUAUACACGCAUGAACAAGAAUGGCGUCAUCAACAACACCCCCGUGACACACAUCAAAUGGAUUCCAGGCUCGGAGAACCUGUUUUUGGCGGCACACAUGGAUGGCUUUUUGGUUGUCUAUGACAAGGAAAAGGACGACGCACAGUUCACCACAAAGGAGGACGCGCCAAGUGUCCAUGGCAGCGAGUCCGGCCAUGGCCAGAAUGGAGUUAAACCCGGGACCAAGAUGCACAUUGCCAAAUCUGUGCAUUCGCAGAACCAAAAGACGAACCCUGUUGCGGCGUGGAAGUUGUCGAAUCAACGUAUCAACUCUUUCGCCUUUUCACCCGACAACCGGCAUUUGGCUGUUGUAUCCGAGGAUGGAACUUUGAGAUUGAUAGAUUAUCUCAGAGAAGAGCUACUGGACCUAUUCUUCUCGUACUACGGAGGUCUGACAUGUGUCUGCUGGACACCGGACGGCAAGUAUGUUCUGACCGGGGGCCAAGACGACUUGAUAUCGAUUUGGUCGGCUGCGGACUCUGCAUUGGUGGCAAGGUGUCAAGGUCAUCAGUCUUGGGUAUCAUCGCUAGCCUUUGAUCUCUGGAAGUGUGACGAGCGCAACUACCGCUUUGGAAGCGUUGGCGACGACGGCCGCUUGUGUCUUUGGGACCUCAAUGUUGGCAUGCUCCAUCGGCCGAAAACCGCGGCAAGACAGCGUGGCUCCGUUUCUGGCCCGGCCGGCAUGUCGCCACGAAGCGAAGCAGGCAGUCCUUUGGGCAGUCAAUUGAGACCCAACUCCUUGUAUGAGACGGACGAGGAUGGAGAUGGAAUUUCACACCCCGUGGAACCAAGAUGUCGAAUCCCCAUCUUGCCGCCAGUUUUAACGACGGUCAUCGACACUCAUCCCGCAUGCUGGUUGGAUUUUACCGAGGAGGCCAUCAUCACAAGCUGCAAAGAUGGACACGUAAGAACAUGGACUAGACCCGGCGCAUCUGUCUAA